AUGAGGGUUUCCUCAGCUAUCUCGAGCCUCGCGCUCAGCGCCGCCGCUCUGUCGGGCACUGCUCUCGCUGCCAGCUACGACACCAUUCCCCCGAUUGAGGUCAUCGGCCAGCACUUCUUCUACACCAACAACGGAUCUCAAUUCUACAUGAUGGGUGUUGCCUACCAAGAGAACUACUCGCCCAAUGGAACCAGCGACUCCACCACCCAGUACACCGACCCUUUGGCCGAUGGGGACAAGUGCAAGCGUGAUAUCCCCUUCAUGAAGCAGAUCUUCACCAACGUCAUCCGUGUCUACGCCGUCGACCCCACGCAAGACCACGAUGACUGCAUGGAGCAACUUGCCGCCGCCGGUAUCUACGUCCUCUCCGAUCUUAGUGAGCCUAGCAUUUCCAUCAACAGCGACGACCCCGAGUGGAACGUGCCCCUGUACAACCGCUACACCUCAGUGGUCUCCGCCCUGGCCAAGUACAACAACGUCAUCGGCUUCUUCGCCGGCAACGAAGUCGUCAGCGCCAGCAACCAGACUGCUGCUGCUGCUUUUGUUAAGGCUGCAGUUCGGGACACCAAGCAAUUCAUCACCUCGCAGAAACUCCGGAACACCCUAGGUGUCGGCUACGCCACUGCUGAUGUGCCAAGCCGUGAUGAGCUGGCUCACUAUUUCGCCUGUGAGCCCAUUGAUGGGGAGAAGACCUCCAUUGAUUUCUGGGGUUACAACGUCUACUCGUGGUGUGGAGACAGCUCUUACUCAGACUCCAACUACGAAGAACGCCACACGUUCUUCGCCAACUACCCGGUCCCUGUCUUCUUCGCCGAGUAUGGUUGCAAUGUCGGUAUCACCGGCGGCCCAACGCACCGUCCCUUCACCGAGGUUGGGACCCUGUACGGCAUCAUGGCCGAUGUCUUCUCCGGUGGUCUCGUCUACCAGUGGUUCCAGUCCGACAACAACUAUGGUCUGGUUCAGAUCAAUGGUAACAGUGUCAGCCCUGAACCCGAUUUCACCUCGCUCAAGUCUCAGCUGGCCAAGGUUACCCCGACCAUCACUAUGUCGAGCGCGUACAAGCCUUCCAACACUGCUCCCGCUUGCCCGGCCACCGGCACUUCUUGGGCUGCUGUUGCUUCUCCGCUCCCGCCCAACGUGAACAGCGAGCUGUGCGACUGCGAGAUGUCGGCCCUGUCCUGCACCAUCACCUCGGACGACGAGACCGCGUACGGAGCCGAGUUUGGUUUCAUCUGUGGCGCGAACAACGGUGCCUACUGCGCCGGUAUCCAGCACAACGCCACCACUGGUACAUACGGUGCUAUCUCUGGCUGCUCACCCAAGCAGCAGCUCGCCUUUGUUGCCAACCAGUACUACAAUGCCCAGGACAGCUCCAACAAGGCCAGCGCUUGCGACUUCUCUGGUCUAGCCACCACUCAAGCCGCUAAGACUACGGGCAGCUGCUCUAGCCUGAUCAACGCUGCUGGAACAGAUGGCACUGGUGAUGUCGUCAGCCCUACUGGUGGCGCUGCUAGCAGCUCUUCCAAGGGCGCUGCCGCCGGUACCAUGGGCACCCCCACCUUCUUCAACUACGGUACGACUUUCUUCGUCGUCUACGCCGCCACCGCUCUAGUAUCUGGAGUCGGUAUGUUUGUUCUAUGA
Anthostomella pinea is the source of this 1641-nucleotide messenger RNA. The record is from the annotation of a GenBank genome assembly. NCBI's taxonomy places the organism in Eukaryota, Fungi, Ascomycota, Sordariomycetes, Xylariales, Xylariaceae.